Messenger RNA from Sinocyclocheilus anshuiensis, 294 nucleotides. Its product is annotated as acetyl-CoA carboxylase-like. Lineage: Eukaryota; Metazoa; Chordata; Actinopteri; Cypriniformes; Cyprinidae. The annotation marks the transcript as partial. Gene Ontology annotation, cellular component: mitochondrion. The transcript has 2 exons. The record is from RefSeq and is a predicted model, not a curated record. Gene Ontology annotation, molecular function: acetyl-CoA carboxylase activity; ATP binding. Gene Ontology annotation, biological process: fatty acid biosynthetic process.
GUGCUCAACUACAUAUUCUCUCAUGCACAAGUCACAAAGAAGAACUCUCUGGUCACCAUGUUGAUUGAUCAGCUGUGUGGACGAGAUCCCACUCUGACAGAUGAGCUCAUGGCAAUACUCACAGAACUCACACAGCUCAGCAAGACCACUAAUGCCAAGGUGGCACUGCGGGCACGGCAGGUUCUCAUUGCCUCGCACCUUCCAUCAUACGAGCUACGGCACAAUCAAGUGGAAUCCAUCUUCCUGUCUGCCAUCGACAUGUACGGACAUCAGUUCUGCAUUGAAAACCUGCAG